Messenger RNA from Mycena citricolor, 751 nucleotides. The record is from the annotation of a GenBank genome assembly. Lineage: Eukaryota; Fungi; Basidiomycota; Agaricomycetes; Agaricales; Mycenaceae.
GAACGAUUCUCCUUCGUCUAAACUCAUCAAGACUCAAAAAUGGCUGCAGCGCGUGGUGGAGGUGCAUCUGGCACCAAGUUUCGCAUGACCCUUGGUCUCCCUGUCGGCGCCGUCAUCAACUGCGCGGAUAACAGCGGCGCAAAGAGCCUCUUCCUCAUUGAGCCAUACGGUUUUGGCGCACAUCUCAAUCGUCUACCGGAUGCUGGUGUUGGUGACAUGGUCGUCGCCUCAGUGAAGAAGGGAAAGCCCGAACUGCGGAAAAAGACUAUGCCUGCUGUUGUAAUUCGUCAGCGUAAGGCAUGGCGUCGAAAGGACGGCGUGUUUCUCUAUUUCGAGGACAACGCUGGUGUUAUCGUUAACCCGAAGGGUGAAAUGAAGGGCUCAGCUAUCACAGGCCCGGUCGCAAAAGAAUGCGUAUGUCAUAUAUCACUACCUCACCGAACUAAGUGUCGACCUUCCCCUUAGGCGGACCUUUGGCCACGUAUUGCGUCGAACGCAGGGACGGUGGUGUAGGAUACUCACAUGUAGCUUCUUUCUCUCUUUCCACUCGCAAUCGACGCAUCAUCCAUGCAUUAUGAACCAGCUUUCGGCACUCGUCCGAACGGCAGUGUAUUGUAUCGGGUGUAUCUUGAGUAUGACACAAUCGACACACUGUUCUCUAUAUACGACUUGAUGAUUUGGGCAUCAAGCGCUUAGUUCAGAGAGCUGUUCAGAGCCAUGGGCAGCAGGCACCUGAGCAGCCAAUGUGAUC